AUGUUUUAUUUGUAUAACAAAAUUACUUCAAUAUCAACAAAGUCGCAAGAUGGGAAUGGAAAACGAGGCAGUAAAGAAAAUGUAAUGAAUUGUUUGGACGAUAAAAUUGAUAAAAAUAAAAAUGAUGAAGAAUGUUUUAAAAAAGACGAAGAUAUAUUUUUAAUAUUUGAGGAUACAGAUUUUGAAAAUGCAGAUAGUGGUAAUAAAAAUGUGAGGACCCAAAUAAAAUUGAACAAUAAUAAAAUUGAAAAUACGGAUGAAAAUAAGUUAAAAGUCGAUUUAAAUAAACAGAAUAAAUCAAAGUGUGUAAAUGAAAAAGAGGAUGUAGUGAAGUUUGGGGAAUUAAAUGAAAGUGGGGGUAAUGACGAUAAUUUUUUUAAAAUAAAUCAAAAUAAUUUUUGCAAUUUUGAAUUUCCAAACUAUAAUGAUAAUAAUAAUGAAGAUAACAAAGAAAAUUUGAAAAAUAGUUUUCCAAAACUUGAAAGCAAUUCAAGUAUUGAUUGGUCAAUUAUUAAUUUGAGGAAUAAUACUAAGAGAUAUUUAUCAGAAAAUAUAGAGAAUGGAUUUCAAAAUUUUAAUUUUGAAAAUGAAGAUUUUGAUAAUUGUAGAGAUGAGUAUAAUGAGGGGGUUACACCAGAGUGUAAUAUAAAAAAUAUGAAUAAUGACAAAAAUGAAAAUGAAAAUGAAAAAAUAAUUAAAGAAAAUUCAGAUUUUUUCUUUGCUGAAGUAUCCUGGGAUAAAUGUAUAAAUGCGAAGGAAAAAUGGAAAGAUUGGACCGACAAUGAAAAUAUUUUAAAAGCAAAAGAAUUUGAAAACAUAAAGGUGAAUGAAGAAACGGAAAUAAAUGUUAGUAUUAAAGAAGAAAGUUCUGAUGAAAUAAUUUCAAGUAUUUUAAAAAAAAAUGGAUUACAUGAAAAUUCUUUUAAAUUUAUGGAAUCUAAUGAUAUGACAUAUAAAAAAACUGAUGAAAAGGAAACUAAAGAAGAUCCUUUUACAUUUAAUGAUGAAAAUGUUUGUAAAGAAAUAGAGAAUGAUUAUGAAAAUAGCUAUAAUAAAAAUACAAUGCAUAAUGAUAUCCAAUCCGAUUUAAUAAAGAAUAAUAUAAAUUUCGAAGUAGCAAGCGAUGUAAACUUUUCUAAUAAUAGUAGUGAUAAUAAUUUCCCAUAUUUCUCUAAUGAAAUAGGGAUUAAAAAGGAUACAGAGAAUUUUGCAAAUAGCAAUGUAGAACAAAGCGCAAUCGUCGAAGACUUUCAAGAGAAUAAAAAUGUGUCUCCAAAAAAAAUGCAUGAAAUAGAAGAGGUUAAAGUUAGUUGUAGUGAGAGGGAAGAUGAUGUCGUAAGCAUAGGUGGUGCAGAAAAUAACAAUAAAAAAGAGUGCAAUUCUUUUGAUAAUUUUUUUUAUGAAAACCAAACAUAUGAAGCAGAAGAAACAAAUGAAAAAGGUGAGGUUGAAUCAUUUUUAUUUGAAAAAAAUAUGAGUUUUAUAGAUGAUGAAUUUGAAGAAAUAUGUGAAUAUGAUACAUCCGUGGUUGAAAACAUAAAACCAUUUCACUAUGAAAACAUGUCCACAGAUUUAUUAAUAAAAAAUAAUGACAAUGUUAUUCAAGAUAGUUUAGAGAAGGAAGAAGAAGAUAAAAAUAAAGGCAUCCCUUUUGAAGAAGCAAAAAUGGGUGACGAUAAUAAAUUAUUAAGUAGUGAAAGUAGUGUAAAUCCUUUAUCUGAUGAAAAAAAUAUUGAAAUAAAUAGCAAUUCAAAUGAAGGAGAAAAUAGUGAAGUUUUAGAGGGAAAGGAGUUAUGGGUUGAUAAUACAUUUAUUAAAGAAACAAAAUGCGAUAGCAUCUCUGAAAAUGGGGUAAAUGAAUGUAAAUCAGAUGAAUUGCUAAAUGAAAACAAAGAAGUAUUUGAAAAAGAAGACAAUGAAAAAACACUUUGUGAUGAAGAAAAAUUAUAUGAGAAUGAAUUAUGGAAUGAAGAAAGGCAAAUUAAAUUUUCUGAAUGCAAAAAUAAUAAUUCCCAUAUUGUUAUUAUAAAUAGUGAAGAAGAGAAAGAGGAAGAAAAUAUAUUAUGUGAAAAUAAAACAUUAUGGGGUGAAAAAAAAAUAAUGAAUAGGGUCACAAGAGAAGAAGAUAGUAUUGGAAUUUAUACUACUAAGCAGAAUGAAGAAAAUACAAUUUUUAAAAAUAAAAAAAUUGAAAUAGAAAAAUGUUCCGAAAAAAAUCAAGUAAAAAUUGAUAUUGAAAAUGGGUCUCAAAAAGUAAUAUUAUUAGAAAAUAAAAAAAAUAUUGAAAUGAAUGAAGAUAAAAAAAAUAGUGAAAUGAAUGAAGAUAAAAAAAAAACAAAAAAUAAUAAUUCGAGGUUUGACAAUAUUUCUAAAGAGAAUAUUCAUUCAAAGAAUAAUAAUUUAACUUCAGUAAAUCUUUCAAGAUUUACUUAUGAAAAAAUAAAUGAAAUAAAAGCAAAUAAUAAAAAAGAAAAGAAAACUGUACCACAUGAUAAUGAGAAAAAAACGGAUACUUAUUAUGACAAUAUAAGCAAUGAUAUAAAUUGUAAUAAUAUGAAAAAUACAAAUAGAUUAUGUAAUUUGAAAUUUAAUAAAAUAAAUGAGGUUGAAGAAAAUACAAAUUAUUGUCAAGAUAUAGAUAAAAAAAGUUAUGAGAAUAAUAAUUUUAUACGUGGAAAUGAGAUAAUGGUUGAUUUAAAUAAUAAUGACAAUAAAAAAUGUAAUAUAAUAAGUAUGAAAGAGACCAAAUUAAAAAAAAAAAAAAAAAAUGAUGGUGUAGAAAAUAAUAUUGAUGGAAAGUUAGCUUCGAUUACAAACAAGUUUGAAUAUGAAUCAAAUAGUUUAAAUUUUUUGAAAGCAUUAAAAGAUUUGCCAAAUCUUAAAUUUUUAAAAUGCAAAGACUUAAAUCCAUUUUUGCGUCAUUUUAACAUUGCUUUGAAAGCAGUGAAUAUUUGUUUCAAUAAUGAAAUUUUUUUUUAUGUUUUGGCUGGAGAUGAAACGGGAUGUGCUUAUGUUAAGCUGAGAAAUGAAUUUAGGGAUUUAUUUAAAGGGAAUGACACAUUUAUAAUAGAAAAUUGUUCUGUGAUGGAGGAAGGUUUUCACAUAAUUUUGGGGAUGAAUAAAUAUAGUAAUAUAUAUCCAUUGAAAUAUAAUACUAUUAAAAAUAUAAAUAAGCAUAUAAAUUAUUCGGAUGCCAAGUUUGUAUCACUGUCUGAGCAUAUAAUAUGA
This is a messenger RNA of Plasmodium vinckei vinckei, 3228 nucleotides long. RefSeq names its product conserved Plasmodium protein, unknown function. The transcript has 3 exons. NCBI's taxonomy places the organism in Eukaryota, Apicomplexa, Aconoidasida, Haemosporida, Plasmodiidae. The record is from RefSeq and is a predicted model, not a curated record. The coding region runs from base 1 to 3228 and encodes 1075 amino acids.